Molecule: messenger RNA, 2694 nt
Organism: Hymenoscyphus albidus
Lineage: Eukaryota; Fungi; Ascomycota; Leotiomycetes; Helotiales; Helotiaceae
Source: the annotation of a GenBank genome assembly
CACGACAUUGCCACAGAAGGCAAACAGCGAUCGUCUCUUCACUUCCUUGAGGAUUUAUUUUGUUGCAAAUUCACCUAUGGUGGCGGGCGAAUAGCCACCUACUAAAGUUACCCUCCACACCCAAUUCAUGACGGCUGGCAACAUGUCAACAAACGUCAUUCGUAUGUGUACUCUCUGGCUGGGAAACAUACCGGUACCUUCCUAAAGUGGAAAGCUAUCCGCCCCUCGAAAUGUUUAAAGCCGUCUCGCACGACCACGAUAGAGAUUGAUACGAUGAAUUAGCCGCCUCAAUCGAAUCCGCUAUUAUCGUCAAACCUUAUUUCAUGAAAACAUGACCAUUUUCUGCGGAAGGAAAGGGUGGAACGCUAGGAUUGUUGCUACAAUAGUCUAGUAGAUGCAUUCCCAUGCACAGAAAACACAGGCACCCUGUACGGAUCUUUACGGCCUGUACAUGGACCUGCAGAUUCCUCCGGAGCGUAUUCAAUCUUCCAUCCUGUUCCUUCUAUUCGCCGAUAUCCGCCCCUGAAAUCAGAAGUUCCUUCUGAUAAGUUUAAGUCUCCUGCUAAGUUGGGCUUAGAUUCCCGAAAACUUGUGGCUUAGGCGAACCCCAUCACUAAUGGAGUGAGGCUAAAGCUGCGAUCGAUAUAUCCAGAUACAAGCUUUCCUUGACCCUCCUUGGAUAUGCAUACAGUCUUGUUGGUAGCCAUAGCUGCCGAAGAUCGAGGCAGUGGAACCUGGGAUGUGUCAACCACUCACAGAGUCCUGGACUCGUGCUUCUGAUCCUGGCUUAUCUAAAGGAAGUAUUGACGAGAGGCACCGGGUGUUGAUUCGUCAAGGUGAUAUCCGAUCUUUCUUCGUUGUUUCGCCAUAGCCUUACUCUGUGACGAGGAGCAGCGUAUAGCUGAGCCUUGUACUCAGAUAGUUCACUUCCAUGGACAAACACAGUCACACGUAUAAAUUCUCUCUUUCGUCCUCUCUCUCUGUCUCUUUUUUCUUCCAUCCUCAAGUGCAAGUCCAAGUUUGCCUUCCUUGUCUUCUUGCAGUUCUCUUGAUUUUCAAGCUCUCAGGCUUCUUUCGCUUAAAUCGUCGACUUUUGAAGAUACACCCCUUUCAAAAUGCAUUCUGUCAUCGCUCUUCUCGCCCUUGCUGCUGCAGCUUCGGCAGCUCCUGUUGCUGAAAUUUCUGAAGUUGCUGUAGUAGGGAGCUCUGACUUCUUUGCACCAGCCAUCAAGAAUCCCAAUUACGUUCGUAACGGAACUGCUGCUUUACUUAAGGCAUACGCCAAGCACAACCUGUCACCACCACAAGAAUGUGCCGAGGCGUUUACUGCUGAGUUGAACGGUCUCAAGUCCGCUAAACGCAAGCGUCAAGAUAGCUCUGCACCAGCUUCACCAUCAGGAGGCGUUGAGUACUUGGUUGAAACAGAUGUUGGUGGCCAAAAGCUCAACCUGGAUUUUGACACUGGAAGCGGUGACUUGUAAGAUCUUCACUAAAUCGGCAUCCUUUAAUUACAUUUCACUAAUAUGAUCUACAGAUGGGUUUUCUCUACCUCGUUGUCCGCUUCAUCCCAAGCAAACCACCAUGUCUUCAACCCAUCCUCCAGCAGUACCUACAAAGCCAUGUCGGGAGCUACAUGGAGAAUCAUAUACGGAGAUGGAUCCGGUGCCAGCGGAACAGUUGGUACUGAUACUGUAACUGUUGGCGGCACCACUGUAAAGGGCCAGGCUGUAGAGCUCGCUAAUAGAGUUUCCGCACAAUUCGUCCAAGAUGCUAAUGACGGACUUCUUGGUCUUUCGUUUAGCAACAUCAACACUGGUAAGUAGUAAUACCUGAAGCAUCAUUGUGAGUACCAUGUUCUGACAUACCACAGUUAGACCAACACAACAGAAAACCUUCUUCGACAAUGCCAAGUCAUCUCUCACAAAGCCUUUGUUUGCUGCCUAUCUUCCACUAAACGCAAAUGGUGCUUAUGACUUUGGUGCUAUUAAUGCUCGACACCACACUGGCUCCGUUGCCUACACGGAUGUUGACUCUUCGGGAGGCUUCUGGCAAUUCCCAUCCACUAGCUACAAGGUUGGUGGUACCAAGCACAGUCUAUCUGGAGUCUCUGCUAUCGCAGAUACUGGAACCACCCUGCUUCUCAUCGCGGACGCUGCCGUUACCACCUACUACGAUGCAGUCCAGGGUGCUUCAUUUGAUAACCAGCAAGGAGGAUAUACUUUCCCCUGCUCCGCCAGUCUUCCAGAUUUCGCUGUUCGCAUCGGAAGCACAAACUAUGCCACUAUCCCAGGAUCGUUGAUCAACUUCGCUCCUAUUGAUAAUUCGGGUCGAACUUGCUUCGGUGGAAUUCAAUCCGUUGGUCAGAUAGCAGGGAUGAGUAUUUAUGGAGAUGUUUUCUUCAAUGCUUACUAUGGUGUUUUCGAUGACGCUGGACCACGUUUUGGAUUCGCUCCUAUUGCAUGAGUGGAGAUGCUGUGACUUUACGCAGUUGGGUUUUCGCCAAUUCAUGAUUGGAAUGUGGUGGAGACGUUGAGAUUUUACGGACUUGGUUUUUGAUGACUUGGUUUAAUGAAUUCAUGAUGAACACGGGUGGGCUAGAUGACGAAGGCCAAUACAGUAAUAAUUCUUGAUGGGUGUAUUCGAGGGACUUUUCGUCCACUCCAUUAAUUUAAUAGAAUAAAAUUUUGAGAGCCA